Aedes aegypti (yellow fever mosquito) is the source of this 1930-nucleotide messenger RNA. RefSeq names its product asparagine synthetase domain-containing protein CG17486. The transcript is spliced from 6 exons. The record is from RefSeq and is a predicted model, not a curated record. NCBI's taxonomy places the organism in Eukaryota, Metazoa, Arthropoda, Insecta, Diptera, Culicidae. Gene Ontology annotation, molecular function: asparagine synthase (glutamine-hydrolyzing) activity. The coding region runs from base 126 to 1868 and encodes 580 amino acids.
GAUAAGCGUAUGAAUGGAUAACAGUACUGUGUGUUUUGUUUACGUUUACGUUCGUAGUGCGGUUAGGUUGGCGUUCUCAUUCAUUAAUAAUUUUGCGUGAUUCCGUGGUCUCCUGUUCAUUCAUUAUGUGUGGAAUAUUCUGUUUCAUUUCCAAAACUAAUUCAAUAUCGUUUGGUGAAUCUUUUUUUAAACAAUGCCAGCAUUUGCUAAACAACAGAGGUCCCGAUCACGCCGGGACGGUGACCUUCGACAGCCGCGUUUUGAUGUGCGGAACCGUUUUGUGGCAACAGGGCUCGGAUAUUACAUUGCAGCCAGUCGAAUCCGAUAGAUUCGUUUUACUGUUCAAUGGAGAUUUGUUUAUUGAACGAGGAGAUUUAUCUAUAAGUGAUACACAGUGGCUGUUGGGUAAAGUUACAUCCGAGGUGGCAAAUUUGAACGAUCUUGCUGAUGUAUUUAAGCAGCUGAAAGGCCCUUUCAGCCUUAUACUGCUGGACAAAUAUUCGCGCAAGGUUUAUUUCGCAAGGGACAGCCUUGGCAGGAAUUCCCUUUUACUGGGACAGUCAAACGAGGGAUUCAUCAUCACAAGUGUUACCGGAAACACUCCGAUGGCAUUCGUUGAAAUCCCGCCCAAUGGUAUCUACCAUAUAGACUUAAACAGUGACGUUAACGGAAUCAAUCUACUGUCUUGGAAACAACCUGAAAACAGUGAUAUUAGUUCACUAACCGUCGAGCAACAAUUCCUCGAUCUUUCGUGGAUGGCAAAGGACCGACUGCAUAAUUAUUUCAAUUAUCAUCAAGUAUUGAGUAGUCAAUCUCUAGCUGAAGACGAAACAUAUGAUUAUCUUUUGAACAAUACCACCAUUUCAAGUCUUUGUGACCAACUAUUGAAAAUUUUGGCAGAAUCCGUUCAUGAACGAAUCUCCAAUACACCGAAUCAUUGCAAACAAUGCGUCUCUUCCAAAGCUUCUUGCACACAUCCCAGAGUUGGUGUGCUGUUUUCCGGUGGAAUCGAUUGUACCAUUGUGGCACUGUUGGCGGACCGGUUUGUGCCCCCAGACGUUCCCAUCUGCCUGCUAAAUGUGGCGUUUGAGAAGAUUAUUCGCCCUGGAAAUCCAAAAUUCAGGAAGAAUGGCAGCGAAGCCAGCGCAGAAAUAGAUUGGGAUGUGCCCGAUCGACUGACGGGGCGCAGUACUUGGAAGGAACUUCAACAGUUGAGACCUAGUCGAGAAUGGCAUUUUGUGGAAAUAAAUGUCACUCGCAAGGAACUGCAGAACUAUAAAGACCGAAUAUCCGACCUGGUCUUCCCACUCAAAUCUGUGUUGGACGAAUCAUUGGGGGCCGCAUUAUGGUUUGCAUCACGCGGCGAAGGUUUGGUGGAGAACAGUGAAUAUAAGAGUACAUGCAGGGUAAUGUUAAUAGGUUCUGGAGCGGAUGAACUGUUUGGUGGAUAUUCACGACACCGUGUAGCAUUCUACCGAGCUAUUACUUCAAAAAGCGCGCAACCUAGCGAAGAUGAAAUACGAGCAGGUUUUAGCCAUUUAAUGGUGGAACUAGAUUUGGAUUGGAACCGGCUGCCUAGUCGAAACCUUGCUAGGGACGAUAGAAUCAUUGGAGACCAUGGUGUCACACCAAGAACGCCGUAUCUACAGGAGGAUUUUAUUUCAGUAGUACAAAGUUUGAAGGCUGAACAAAGGUGCUAUCACCCCCUAGGGGAAGGUAUUGGCGAUAAAUUGACGCUCAGAUUGUGUGGUUACAAACUAGGGCUACGAAUGUCAGCUAAACUUCGGAAGCGGGCGCUGCAAUUCGGCUCCAGAAUAGCAGACAGAAAGCAAAAUGCUAACGACAGUUCCAAUUUCCUUAGUUCAUGAUAAAUUGGGUACUGCAAACCUAUUACGGAAGUGAUAUGCAAAAUAAAUGUUCAAGUCUUUGA